AUGGCGGUGGAGGCGGUUCUUGACGUGGUGGUGGCUGCAGCGGACCAGGUCGCCACCACGAGCAGCAGCAGCGGGGGCGGGACGGCAGCAGAGGACGAAGAUGUAAAGGCGGCGGUGCAGCAGCGGGCGCACGGCGAAGGAUUGGCCAAGCGGAAGCGCUCCAGGCGCCGCCGCGACCGCGAGCAGCGCAAGGAGCCCCCCUCCCAGGAGGAGUACCUGGCGCAGUGCCUCGUCAUGCUGGCCACCGGCCGCCGCGACGUCCCGGGCCCGGCCCCCGCGCCGCCGCCGCAGGGGCAGGAGCACGCGUGCUCCGUCUGCGGCAAGGCGUUCCCGACGUACCAGGCGCUCGGCGGGCACAAGGCCAGCCACCGCACCAAGCCCUCUCCGCCGGCGCCGGCAACGGAGGCGCCGACAACAACAAACCCGCGGCGGCGGCGGCGGCGCGAGUGCAACGUGUGCGGGAAGGCGUUCCCGACGGGGCAGGCGCUGGGCGGCCACAAGCGCCGCCACUACGACGGCACCAUCGGCAGCGCCUCCGCGCGCGCGUCCUCCUCCUCCACCGCGGCCACCACCAGCCGCGCCACGACGGCGAUCGCCUUCGACCUCAACCUGCCGGCGCUGCCGGAGCGGUGCGCGGGAUUGGAGGACGACGAGGUGCUCAGCCCGCUCGCCUUCAAGAAGCCCCGGUUCAUGAUCCCGGCUUGA
Messenger RNA from Miscanthus lutarioriparius, 705 nucleotides. NCBI's taxonomy places the organism in Eukaryota, Viridiplantae, Streptophyta, Magnoliopsida, Poales, Poaceae. The record is from the annotation of a GenBank genome assembly.